Penicillium olsonii is the source of this 525-nucleotide messenger RNA. The record is from the annotation of a GenBank genome assembly. NCBI's taxonomy places the organism in Eukaryota, Fungi, Ascomycota, Eurotiomycetes, Eurotiales, Aspergillaceae.
AUGUCGCAAUCAGAACUCAAAGUCGGUGGUCUUUACGUAAUUCUCCUCGCUAAAGAAGAACCACCUGAACCAAACGACUUCCACUGGGGCCUGUACUUGCGCUCAGACGCGAUGGGAGGGAUGGCAUAUCACAUCAAAGACCGGGGAGACGGCUACCAACCCGAACAUGGCUACACAUCGGGAAUACUCAGCUCUCGUCUCCUCGUCGGCCUUUUUCGUGUAGCCGAUAUCAGCCUCCCUUGGCAUCCGACAGUCGACAGGGUGAUUAGGACAUACGACAGUAGCCUAAACUAUCCUGGUAGGUCGACGAGCUGCAAAUUCUGGGUGUUGAACAUUCUCGCUUUGCUGAUCCAGCCUACCGAUACUGGAUAUCAGAUCGUGAACUGCCAGAAUCUGCCGAUUUUGGAGCAGGAAAUUCGAGACUGGGGAAAUCGAAUGUCACAAGGAAAGAUGUUCCAGCAUGAACCCCGGCCUGUCGACUCUUCGAAAAUUUGCGGUUUGCCAGAAUAUCGACUAUGUGUCUAG